AUGGUCGAGAUACCGGCAGGGCUAGACCAGACAUUUAAUGCGAUCCUUCACAGGAUUGACGCACAAUUGGAGAGAAGUAGAACACGAGCAAGGAAGGCGUUAAUGCUCAUCCACGGUGCCCAAAGACCAUUAUCGUCAAAAGAGUUAAUCCAAGCCCUUGAUAUGGAUUCUAGAGGCGAAAUUAGAGCUGGCGGUCUCACAACGGAUACUAUACUGGAUGAAUGCCAGAAUUUUGUUGUCCUUGAUCGGAAACUUGACGUUUUCCGCUUUGCCCACUUAUCCGUCAACGAUUUCGUAAAAGAGUUGUUCUUCGAGGGCGUCGCACAUGCAAACAUGGCAGAGAUUUGCCUCGAAUCUCUUCUUUGGCAGAAAUGGCAGGUGGCACUUGUAAAAUAUGCUCUCCGAAAGACCUUUUACAACCAGGCAAAGACUCUGGUCAUUUACCAGGAGAUAGAUACACCAUGGGAUGUCGCCUGCAGAUACGGGCUGAUCGAUAUGUAUCUGCAUUUUCUAGACCUGAUAAGAAGCUCAAGCACUUUUAAAACAGAUAUUGAGCGUGGAUUGUGCUUCGCGGCAGCUUUCGGUCACGAAAAUAUAUCUCAACGACUUCUGAUGAUGCUCAACUUAGAUGUCAACACAGAUGGCGGGCUACCUGGGGGUAAUAAACCACUCGGUUACACAACCUGGUAUGGGCACGAGGCGAUAUUCAAAAUGCUGUUAGCGAAGGAGGAGAUCGAUGUCAACUCCAAAAGUAGUGCUGGAGAUACCGCACUCAUUUUGACAGCAAAAGAAGGGCACGAGACAAUUGCCAAGAUGCUUCUCGAGAGGCAGGACAUCGAUGUCAACUGCAAAGGUGAUUAA
Molecule: messenger RNA, 861 nt
Organism: Morchella importuna
Lineage: Eukaryota; Fungi; Ascomycota; Pezizomycetes; Pezizales; Morchellaceae
Exons: 3
Coding region: 1-861 (286 amino acids)
Molecular function (GO): protein binding
Source: RefSeq, a predicted model, not a curated record